AUUGAGUAAGCAACUCAUGUCAUGCUUCUGACUAAUUACACCGGAUGAAGCUAUCGAACUCUAAACAUUUUGAUCGUUCGUUACAUCUUCAGCGCGCGGUGGUACAUAUUUCAAUCUUCCUCCCAUUUAGCUCGCUGUUUGGUGUAAAUCGAAACUGAUUUAUGUCUGAGCCGUGGCGGCGGCGAUUUUCUGCUUCAAAAAAGGGGCUCACGCAUUUAAAACGCGUCUACUGGCCGUCUGUGCGUCCCUGUUUGUGUGUGUACAUAAAAACAUGCAAACAGAAUCGGGGUUGUGUUGAUCGUCUUUGGUUUGGUAACGAGCAUUUUCGUGUUCCAUCUUCGCUCUUUUCCACACUUUGCUCGCUUGAUGGAGGGAGCCGGCCUCUGUUCGGGGAAUACGCUGCCAAAAUAAACAUAUAUUCGAUAAAUUGCGUAAGCAAUCGAGCACCAUUUAUUAUCAUUAUUGCGCUUGGGAGAUGUUCGGAAGAUGUUCAUCGAGUAAUAAAAGACGAGCAAAACAUUCCAUUGCCGAUUUUGUUGAUGUGCGAUAAAAGCAUGUUUGCAGUUAAGAAUAAAGUGCAUUUUUUCGUGGUAAGAGGCGUCGUCUUUUUGAAGAAUGCAAAAAAACGCGUUAAAAGAUUUCGAUUUCAGGCUGUAGGUCGUUAUGUAAAUAUUAUUGCAUUUAAUUGUAAUGGUUGUCAAUUAAGAAAUCGUGCAGCGAAUGCACAACUGAUACACGGCUGUUUGAUAUGUUGAAUCAUCUAAAAGCUAAACUGUUCUCUCGUACGCUGUGGCGUACGCGUAAGUGAUCUUCGAAACGCUAUCGAGUCGCUCCAGUGUAGGUGCACUUGAGAUGUUUUAUUUGACCGUAUGUUAUUCCGUGAUUUCUUACACAUCUGGUUGGCUGUGGUUGGUGACCUCAUUCUUUGGUUGGCAAGGGAACAAAUUCUGCUGGUCGCCGCAGGAGACGCUUAAAUGAUUUCUUAUUUCGUCAUCAACUACGAACCGUCGAACCACAACAGUACAGCGAUGGGCGUACAUGUGUGCUCAGCAAUGUUUUUUUUUUAAAUUUAAAUCGAUAUUCAAUUUAGAUUUUAUGAAUGUUUGGCACAUUUUGCCUCGCUUCAAUAUCGCUUCGGUAUCUAAAUUAGCAUUGAGAAAGUCUGAACUGUGUACUGCUACAAAUGGUUUCCAGCAUUGCUCUAGGGCAGGGUUCAAAUCACAUGAUAAGGAUAAAUUCAUAUUAAAACAAUUUUUGAAUAAACGAAUGUAAAGCACGCUAUUAAGGCAAGUCGAGAUCGAAAUUGGUUAUUAAGUUAAAUAAGAAGAAGAAGAAGAGAUAAAUAAUGUCCCGAAAUGCAGAAUAUGACUUACAAUCAUGACUAGAUUAGAGUCUAUUUAAUCCAAUUAUAUUUAAAGUACUAAAAUGUAAAACUAAUCACCAGUGUUACGGAGGGAAUUCUUUAAUCUAGAAAGUAAAAGCCCUGAUGUUGCUCUGUGAUUUCCCUUCAUUGGAUUGUAGAUUACUGAACCCAGUUUGUAAACAAUUUAAUAACCAACGCAAUGAGAUACAUUCAGAAUGUGUGUUUGGUAUUUUGGUUAAUAUGUAGAACAAAUCUUGUUGUUCAGAAACCGCGUAUUGCGUAAUUGACUGUAUGGAGCUACAUGCUCAAUGUUAGGAGCCUAGGAAGCGAAAUUGAACUCCUGGAGUUUGAAGGAGCAUACGGAUCGAAAUUUAGAAUAGGUAUCUCAAAUGAGAGUACAAAGCUACAUUGACCGUACGGAGCUAGACUGAGUGUAUUGAGCUACAUUAAGCAUACGAAGCAUAAGCAUUGAGUGUAAGGAGCUAAAUUUAGCGUAUCUUGACCGUACGGAGCGAUGGUGAGCGUUAGUAUCUACAUUGAUCUUUUGGGGCUUGACUUGUAUCGUAAAUGGGAGUACAAAGCUACAGUGAACGCACGGAGUUAGAAUGAGUGUAUUGAGCUACAUUAAGCCUACGAAGCUACAUUGAGCGUUCGGAGCUACAUUGAGCGUAAGGAGCUACAUUAAGCUUAUCUUGACCGUACGGAACGAUGUUCAGCGUUAGGAUCUACAUUGAUCUUUUAGGGCUUGACUUGUGUCUCAAAUGAGAGUUGUAUCUCAAAUGAGCUAGACUGAGUGUAUUGAGCUACAUUAAGCGCGCGAAGUUUCAUUAAGCGUUCGGAUUUGUAUUGAGCGUGCGGAAGUACAUUAAACAUGUGGAACUACAUUGAGCAUUACAGAAGCUUCAUUGAACGUCCAAAGCUCUCGGUCCUCGUCAAUGAUUGAGCAGACGUCCUCUCCUGUUUGAAAAGAGUUAUUAUUUUAUAGUCUGAAAGGAAGGUCGAAUGACGCAUUGAUUGAAAAACCUACUUUAAAUUUAAAAACCUCCCUAAUUGUUAGGGAACUGUCAUCGAUCUGUUCUAGUGCUUGUUCUGAUCGAAAUAAUGGCAGGAUAAAUUCCAAUCAAAUCUCACUUUGUUCACCACCCCUGACAUACAUUUAUGAAUCUCACUGUACUUAAGCCACCAUUACCGAAUGGUUUCGUUGCGAUCGUAAUCGACCGAAACCUGCGCAGAAGGUUCUGCGUGUCUAGAUGCCUCGUUCAAUUCUCUUCUCGCCUUUUUCUCUCUUUUCUCUCUCGCGCUCUCAACAUUCUUGGCUCAUCGCCCACAUGGCCCACAUACCUAGUGGGCCUUGUCCCGGGUUUUCCGAUGUUUUCCCACUUAGUUUUUCCGACGCUGUGAUACGAUCCGGCAAAGAAUACUCAGCCCGCCACGGACGGCUCCCGUGAAAUCGCGCGUGGUUCGUGUAAUCAACGGCAUCAAAACACACGCCAAAGGACGCGGGUGCAUCGCUUGUGUGCUUGCUUCACAUUCAGUUUCCUUUGUGUUGUUAAAUUGCUUGUGCAAAACGGCGUGAGUGGAGUUCCGAAACCCCUUCUUUCCCGGACGAAAGGAGCAAUCCCCACACCGCGCAUAAGUCCACCGUCAAUGUGAUCGCGUUUGUCGCUUACCCACGACGUUUUUGUUUUUGCUUGGCGCGAUGCACAGAAAGGAACAGAAAGGGCGGUUUGAACAGGCGCCGGCCGCACCGAGUCUCCCACCGACCCUGGACGGGCUGAACAAUGUCAGCGAUCUCAUAAGCAAGUUCGAGGUACGCAACUAUCCUAUAAAUAGAGGACUGCUGCCCGAACUAUCGUCGCCCAGGCCGACGCCGCCGGGAUACGCCGGGAUCGUCCCGGGUGCGGCGGAGUGGUACCGUGGUGCCUACCAUUAUUCGCCGACUCAUUCGCCACCGCUCGGGCAAACGCGCCGACGAUCGGCCAACGGUGGUGUUCCGUCGCAGUACGACUCCGCCUAUCUCAGCGAUACAGCCUCUCUCAGUGACGGAGCGGAUAGUGUAAGCCCCGGCGGUAGAAGGAUGGAUGAUCGUGCCCGGUUUCUUCGUGCCCACCAGGGUGGAGUUUACUACCAGAAUGGCUCACUGUCUUCGCUGAACGAAUCCGACUACUACGAGGAUAUUGGGUUUGAUGUUGGACCACGAACGCCACCCAGUGGACGCUUCUAUGCCCCACAGCAACGCCGUGGCGAUGGUGCCGUCCUGCUGGAGGAAGUUGAGGAGGUGCCGUUGAGUAAGGAACAGGUCACUAGCUCGCUGACCCGCUUCGGUGCCAUACUGCAGAUGCUGUCGCGGAUCCCGUUCCCCCGGAUGUCCGUCACCGGCAUGGGGCUUUGCUCGCUCGUCGCCAUCUUCUUCUGUCCGCGGGCGAUCGGUUCGAAUAUACUGUUUCCCGGUUUCAGACUACUGUUCGGUACGCUGUACCCGGCCUACGCCUCGUACAAGGCGGUGCGAACGAAGAACGUCAAGGAGUAUGUAAAAUGGAUGAUGUACUGGAUUGUGUUUGCGUUCUUCACCUUCAUCGAAACGUUCACCGACAUACUGCUGUCGUGGUUUCCGUUCUACUACGAAAUUAAGGUGAUCGUCGUCCUGUGGCUGCUGUCACCGGCUACCCGCGGUAGCUCGACACUCUAUCGCAAGUUUGUGCACCCGAUGCUGACACGCCGCGAACAGGAAAUAGACGACUACAUCAAUCAAGCCAAAGAGAAGGGUUACACCGCCGUGCUGCAGCUGGGCUCGAAGGGUGUUAACUAUGCCACGAACGUUAUCAUGCAAACGGCCAUCAAGGUUUUAGGCACUAAAACUGACACCCCAUUCGGUAGCAUGAUGCGCAUUAGUCAAUCCGAUAACUCACUGCUAAUGAGUGCGGCCGCUGCAGCAGCUGUCCGUGCUUCCGGUGCCGAACCGGCACGCCCUAACGGCUUACUACACACUAACACGCGCGAUACGACGGACCAUGCGACGUCGGGCGAAGAUGAGCAUGAGGGGCAAAUGGUCACUGCCGCCACCGCCGGCACGGCGACGGGACGCGUCCGGCGUUCGCAAUCGGUUGACUCGGCACUGAACAGCAGAGGAGGAGGAGGAGGACGGGCAACGAUGAGCUCCAGUCGCAGCAUGACACGUGCCCGGGCACAGCAGCAGCAACAGCCCGCCAUCAUCUACGAGAUGGACAGCGAGGAUGAGGAACGGUUCCUGGCGUCCGAAACGGAUCUUAUACUGGGGACCACUUCGAGUGCUACCACCACUGCGUCGUCCGCGGCUGGCGGUGGUAGAAUUCGUGGACGAGCGCGUGCCAUUACCACGGUCAGUGCGGAGGAAGAGUCCGACGGUACGGAAGGUGGCAGUGUGGCCCGCGCCAGUGCCUCGACGAGGGCGAAAGGUACUACCGCCAAGGAACCGGGACGUGCCAAGAAAAGUACCAAAGCGGUCGGAGUGACUGGUGGGAAAGCUGGCACAAAAGCAGCGUCCAGUGCUGCUGCCGGUGGACGUCGGAAAGUGAAUGGGAUCGCUGCCGCCGCUGCCGCCGAGGUGGAGAGUGUAGAGAUGGGCGUUGAGAUGGAUGUUGUGUAGGCAGCGGGAGUUAUUGCUGGUCGAUAUUAUAGGGCACACAUUCCAGAAAAUGAUACAAGAAAAAACGAGGAUUAACCUACUAGCAACUCAGGGCAAUAAUGAGACAGGUUCAGGGACACUCGUACGUACAAGACGGAAAGGACCAAAACGAUCCAACCGAUCCCUUAACGAUCGUGUUUUACUAAAGAGAUUUAAAUAGGACGAUACAAAUGCCACCUGUCUUUGCUUUGCAAUGAACUAAUUCAGGGAGCCCGUGCAGAGGGAUGGCUUAUAUGCGGCUAACCCCUUCGAUCCUCUAACGCGCUUGGUUUGCUCUUGUCUUCUAACGAACUUCAAAUUAAUCUUUUUAAAACGUUUGUGCGUGUUUAGUUGUUUCUUUUCACAUUGUCUGUUGAUUGUGUUAUUUUUCUCUUUUUUCUGUGCACAACUGGGCAAUUGUCGUUCUCUCUUUCUCUCUUCCAUUACUCUCUCUCUCUCUUCUAUUGCAGCACGUACCAACUGAACAGCUUCUGAAUCUGACGCUCAAAUCAAACGAAUCGUAACUGGUAGUAGAAGUAGUAGUAAACAAACUCAUGUACCAUGAUUUCAUACACACACACGCUCUCUCUCUCUCUCUUUCUUUCUCUAUUGCGCAAGAGUUUGAAGGGUGUUGCCGCGUAGAAAAAAAUGAAUUUUGGUGCAAAUCACUGGGAAAUUAAAGAGAAGAACCAAAAUUAAAAUCAGCCGUCGUGUGUUUGUUUACGUUUUAGGAUUUAAGGGGGCCAAAUGCUAUAAAGCUUAAAUUACGAACAGGUUGGCUUUUCUUUUUGUGCUUAAAACAGGAAAAAAGAACCAAUUAGCUGCUUGUCUUGAAUUUAUAGUUUUCGGUUGGAAGCAGAUCUCGAAUAACUGCCAAGGGAAGGGAGUAGAGCAAUGAUAAACACGUACGAAAAGACAGAAAGGAACAGUUUAGGACUGCGACAAAACUUUUGAUGAAGUGGAGGUGUGUAAAGGACAUUAUAGAAAAAGUUAAGUUUGUUUGUAUAGCACAGCAAAACGAUUUACAAAGGAAGGAUUUGUCACACAAAUUGUUUCGGUAGGAAGAAAUCUAGCAAAAGCCGUGGUGGACUUGUCACGUUUAUGUUUAGGAUCAAAACGCUCAAAGUAGUAGUAAAUGUAGCUUAACGCAGGGGCAUUUUUUUAUGUGAGAGUUGAGACACGCAGAGCAGAUUGAUACGGUAACUACGGUAAUUGGUACUCCUUCUCGACUGACCAUUGCUUUAGAAUUUCAAAUUGAUGAUACGAAUAAAGUUAAGCGAAAGCCGAUGUAACCGA
Molecule: messenger RNA, 6302 nt
Organism: Anopheles merus
Lineage: Eukaryota; Metazoa; Arthropoda; Insecta; Diptera; Culicidae
Exons: 5
Coding region: 3063-4988 (641 amino acids)
Biological process (GO): endoplasmic reticulum tubular network organization
Cellular component (GO): endoplasmic reticulum membrane; cytoplasmic microtubule; endoplasmic reticulum tubular network
Molecular function (GO): microtubule binding
Source: RefSeq, a predicted model, not a curated record